GAAAGGGUGUUUUUGGUGAUUCGCUGUGUCGUCGCAAUGUUGCCAACGCCAGACAUCAGUCAUUUGGCAUCUGCAGAUUAUCAGAAUGUUUAUGAACCUGCUGAAGAUUCCUUUGUGUUGUUGGAUGCGCUUGAAAAGGAGGCCGAGUACUUGAAAAAUCUCGGGCCUUCAGUGUGCCUGGAGGUGGGUCUAGGAUCAGGCAUCUGCGUCACAUUUCUGGGACAACUCUUGGGUAGCGGCUGUCUGUAUGUUGGCACAGAUAUUAAUCCUCAGGCUGCAAAAGUCAGUCAUCAGACAGCGCAGAGGAAUGGAGUGUCCCUGGAGCCAGUCAUCACUGACCUGGUGUCAGCAUUGUCUCCACGGUUACAUGGCUGUGUGGAUGUGAUGAUAUUUAACCCUCCCUAUGUCGUUACGCCAUCAGAAGAGGUGGGUGGGACAGGAAUAGAGGCAUCCUGGGCUGGUGGUAUCAAAGGGAGAGAAGUCACGGAUAGGCUCUUACCUGAUGUCAAUAAACUUCUCUCACCAGGAGGCGCUUUUUACCUGCUGAUCAUCAAGGAAAAUGACAAAGGUUGGUGUUCAGUGUACUACUAUCUGAAACUUCUCUCACCAGGAGGCGCUUUUUACCUGCUGAUCAUCAAGGAAAAUGACAAAGGUUGGUGUUCAGUGUGCUACUAUCUGAAACUUCUCUCACCAGGAGGCGCUUUUUACCUGCUGAUCAUCAAGGAAAAUGACAAAGAUGAUCUUGCUCGGGUUAUGAAAUCUUCUGGGUUUUCCACAACCGUUGUUCUGUCAAGAAGAUCUGGACCUGAAUUUCUGUCCGUGUUGAAAUUUGUGCGUCAUUCUAGUCCAAAAGCACCAGACGGCUGAGAGGAUAGGGAAGGACUUCUGGAUACAGAGACAGUCCUGCCAGUAUUGGAGUAAUGUUUCCAUAGCAACUGGUGAGUUAAAUGAGAGAUCACUUGAACAUCACGGACUUUCCAACUUGAUUCAUUCUGGCAUGAGGACGUGAACAUUCAAUGUAUCACCAAUCAUAGUUCACUCGUGGGACUGCUUCAGUGGCUGCCUGAAAGUUGGGAAGCCUGGGAUCAGACCAGGGUUGAGUCAGACUAAAGGAUUUAAAAAUGGAACUUGUUGCUGCCUGGCAUGGCGUUCAGUCCUGAGAGGUUA
This is a messenger RNA of Liolophura sinensis, 1167 nucleotides long. Its product is annotated as methyltransferase N6AMT1-like. Gene Ontology annotation, biological process: methylation. The coding region runs from base 37 to 867 and encodes 276 amino acids. The record is from RefSeq and is a predicted model, not a curated record. Lineage: Eukaryota; Metazoa; Mollusca; Polyplacophora; Chitonida; Chitonidae. The transcript has 6 exons. Gene Ontology annotation, molecular function: S-adenosylmethionine-dependent methyltransferase activity; protein methyltransferase activity; nucleic acid binding. Gene Ontology annotation, cellular component: eRF1 methyltransferase complex.